Pisolithus orientalis is the source of this 1104-nucleotide messenger RNA. RefSeq lists its product as uncharacterized. The transcript has 2 exons. The coding region runs from base 271 to 1038 and encodes 255 amino acids. NCBI's taxonomy places the organism in Eukaryota, Fungi, Basidiomycota, Agaricomycetes, Boletales, Pisolithaceae. The record is from RefSeq and is a predicted model, not a curated record.
CUACAUUUAAAGAAUCUGAUUAUCCCCCCCGCUAAAAUUUCGUUUCCGCAGUGAAUGCAGGAGUGCCCCUCAGAAAUUCUCGGUCCGUGAAGGCGCCAGUGGCAAAAGGCGUGUGAAAUUAGGGGGCCCCCCAGCUUGCCACUUCGUUGCUUGCAACCAAACUAAACCGACGCUUCUCGUCUGGAUUACUCUGACAAGGUGGAACCCGGUAGUUUUCCGAACCCUAGCAUUCGUCAUUGACAUCUCCCACAGUUCCUCGUUUGCGACGCAAUGUCUAGCCAUGUUUCGAGCGAGAUUUGCGGGGGGGGCCACUUCUCUAGAGUAGAGAAGAUCUCCUUUCCGCAUUCUCUGGUUGUUGAUGAAGAUGCGUACGAAGUUUAUAGUGAAUACAGCGACUCCGACACUGAGUUCAUACUGCUUGGCGGUCCCGCUUCUGCUACGAGAUCCCAUGCUGUCCACGGUACAAAGUACUCAGAGGUAGAGCGGCUUUCUACCGUUUUAGGCGAGCUCUCCAUAGACAGUUCCGCUGCUGUUGUCCAUGGCUUGAACGCGCCCGUCGAAGACGACGUGAAGAAGUCUAAGCGGGCACUCAAGCGCAAGCGUCAGAAUGCCGCGCGGAAGGCUAGACGCAGAGCGCAAAGGGAACAAGCAAAACUCACUUCUCACCCUGAGACGGCGGGAGUCUCUUCUUAUAAGGAGGCAUAUGCACUUAUCUCGAGGUACAUUGCUAAUCCUCAGGACCCGGGUAACGACGACCUACUUCUCUUACAAGCCCUCAUCAUCGAGUUGGGCGUCCGCUCACCUGACGACUUGCCGUCCACUCUGACUUCUGCACGUAAGCUGCUUAAAUCGGAGGUACACAUCAACAUCAAAGAGUACGUGGCUAUGCGCGAUAAAGGCCAAAAGGCCCUACAACAAAUUAUGCACCCGUCUAAGGUUUCGCUGCGGAGACAGAUACAGGAGACUGGGAAUAGAGCGUCUCUGAAAUGGGUCAAGAAACGGGGCUUGCAGGUCUUGCUCGUCCUGGUCUUCGGAUGAACUUGUGUAACCAAGUGCACUUUUUAUGAAUGUUGGCAUCCAUACUUGUAAAGAAAUGUAAAUUAU